UUGAAAGUAGUCGACUGUCACCUUUAUCUCAUAAUCAAAUUCAGCAAGAAUCGGGAUAAAGGUUAACGAGCGAGAUCGUCGUUCUGGAACCGGCACGAAGAGAAGAGAGAAGAAACUUCUGCACUCGUUUUAAAAGUGUGCGCAAAAACAAACUCACCAAAGGCAUCAGCUUCCGCACGAGACAAACGCACGGUAUUUUGUAAAGGCGGAGGAAAAUUUCUGCAGAGCGUUUUGGCAAGAGUUGACGUGAUCUUUGAAGGAGUUUACCGACAGGUUGCAUGGCUUACUGGUGCUCGACGCACGUCUCUAGCCACGGCGCGCGACGGAGCGAGCAGGAGAUCGUUCUCUCAGACCACUAGAUGAGCUAUCAAGAGACUUGGUGCAUCAUCCUCCUCUUCACGUUCGUUGCAACGCCAGAGACUUGAGAUUUCCGCGCAGCGACUGGGCUUGAACUCCAGUCGAAGAACAAGAAGAAGGCGGAGUCUUAAGUUAUUAAAAGGAACUCGCCGAGGCUCGGUAGCAAACAUGAUGAUGAUGUCUCUGAACAGCAAGCAGGCGUUCGCCAUGCCCCACACCAGUCUGGCCGAGGCCAAAUACUCCAGUUUGCAUUCUGCGUCCUCUUCUUCCACUUUGACUUCCAACGCGCCCUCGUCCUCCUGCUCGUCGUCCAGACACAGCAGCACGAUCAGCAGCGGCGGUUCGGAGGCGAUGCGCCGAGCAUGUCUCCCAACCCCACCGAGCAAUAUAUUCGGCGGAUUGGAUGAGAGUUUGUUGGCCCGCGCGGAAGCUCUGGCGGCGGUGGAUAUAGUCUCGCAGACCAAAAGCCAUCAUCACCCUCCUCAUCACAGCCCCUUCAAGCCGGACGCAACCUACCACACCAUGAACACGCUUCCGUGCACCUCGUCGUCCUCCUCGUCGUCAUCCGUGCCCAUCUCGCACCCUUCAGCUCUGGCGAGCCAUCACCACCACCACCACCAUCACCACCACCACCAGCCGCACCAGGCACUGGAGGGCGACCUGCUGGACCACAUCACCCCAGGACUGGCACUUGCUGGAGCCAUGGCCGGGCCAGACGGCUCGGUGGUCUCCACGCCUACGCACCCAGCUCACAUGGCAGGCAUGAACCACAUGCACCAAGCUGCCAUCAACAUGGCUCACGCCCAUGGGCUUCCAUCCCACAUGAGCUGCAUGAGCGACGUGGAUGCAGAUCCCAGGGACUUGGAGGCAUUCGCUGAGCGCUUUAAACAGCGUCGGAUCAAACUUGGCGUGACCCAAGCGGAUGUAGGGUCAGCGCUGGCCAACCUGAAGAUUCCCGGCGUAGGCUCUUUAAGCCAGAGUACCAUCUGCCGGUUUGAAUCGCUCACGUUGUCCCACAACAACAUGAUCGCCCUGAAGCCCAUCCUGCAAGCUUGGCUGGAGGAGGCUGAAAAGUCGCACCGGGAGAAACUCAACAAACCCGAGCUCUUCAACGGGGCCGAGAAGAAGAGGAAGCGGACCUCCAUCGCGGCCCCCGAGAAAAGGUCCCUCGAAGCUUAUUUCGCUAUUCAGCCGCGUCCGUCCUCAGAGAAAAUCGCAGCAAUCGCAGAGAAGCUGGACCUCAAAAAGAACGUAGUGCGGGUUUGGUUUUGCAACCAGAGGCAGAAACAAAAACGCAUGAAAUACUCGGCCUGCGUCUAGCUCGACCAGAAGACCAACGCGACGUGUCGAGAGACUCCUAAAACUGUUUAGAGACGAUUUGUAAAAUAUUUCUUAUCUCACACCUUUUUCAAUCAUCAAUAACUUGUACAUUGAACCAGAAUUUCAUGAUAUUCAAAAGAGACAUUUGAAAAUCACUGUCACGUAUUACGCAAAGGGGAUGUGGAAUCAUUUAAAGGAUCGUUUGACUGAUCAAGUAAGACCAUUCGUUUUUCCUCACUUAUUCUAGCACACUUUCUAUAUCAGAGGAGCAAGACUCUUUAAACCUCAAUCAGACAGCCUGCCUGACGCUGAAUAGCGUAUUUUAGUCGUUUACCAGAAAGUGUUCUGUAUCACAACACCAGAAAUUAUUCUAAACUGAGAGGGGGACAAAUACUUCAGGUCAAAAGGGUGACAGUGUCUUGUCAGUGUUUUUCUUUUGUAAUAUUUCUUUCUCAGCAUGUCACGUUUCAAUCUGGUGUUAAUUCAGGGUUCGUUAGAUAAAAAAAAGAAAACAAAAAGAAAAAGAAAAAGAAAAAGAAAAGAGGACAUCACGAAUUAUGUCCAAGAACGAUUCUGCAACAUUAUUAGAUAAUAACCAAACAGCACCUUGUAAAUUAUUGAUUUAGCUGUUACAUGCAUAAUUUUGUCUGUCGUCUUCUUAAUUCCUCUUCUGUGAUUUUAAUAAUGAUAACCCAUAACCUACAAUUAGGCAAUGGGCGAGAAGAACAUCCAUAUUUUUUCUUGUGAAGGCAUAUUUGCUAUAACCGACCUCUUAGCUAUUCAAACAAAACAUAUUGGACAUAAUGAACACGAAGAGAGUUUCAAUUGUUUUUAGUAAUGGUAUUUGUUCAGCCAAAUAUCUGUUGCAAUACGCCUGCGCUCUAACGUGGCUAUGUUUCUUAUGAACUAUUUAUCAUGUGAGGUAAUGUUUACUUCAUUACAUAUUUAUUGGGAUUCCCUCCACGUUUUUGCUUGAGAAAAUCAUAUUGAGACAACAAGGAAAACGUGGCCCUCUGCAAACGGGGAAACUGCUUGAAACAGGCCACACUUUUUUUUCGUUCUUCUAAUGUUUCGAAAAGGCACAAUCGAGAGAUAUAUGAGAACAUUUUCUUUGAAAUUAUUUUCAUGUAUGUUAUCUGCUUAUUUAUUUGUAUAAAUAAUACGCGUAUAAUUAUGGAGUCGUUGCUUGUUAAAUUCACCAUGUUUAGUAAUGUUUUCUUAAUGAAAAAAAAACAACAACAUUCACGUAAAAUGUAAAUAUCUCAUUUGGACAUACACAUACAAUAUCCGUACAGGUAUUUGCUGUAUUGCUGUUUUAGCUGCGGUAACUGUAAUGUCUGUUGCUUUAGGUUUAAUUGUCGGAUCAAUUCAUUAAUUUAUUACAUCAAUGUAUAUUUAAGUUACUAUUUGAUAAUUGAAUUGAACUAUGUGUUUCAUUAAAGAACAACAUUUUAACAUUUUA
Molecule: messenger RNA, 3139 nt
Organism: Carassius gibelio (silver crucian carp)
Lineage: Eukaryota; Metazoa; Chordata; Actinopteri; Cypriniformes; Cyprinidae
Gene: pou4f2
Product: POU class 4 homeobox 2
Exons: 2
Coding region: 526-1677 (383 amino acids)
Biological process (GO): regulation of transcription by RNA polymerase II
Molecular function (GO): RNA polymerase II cis-regulatory region sequence-specific DNA binding; DNA-binding transcription factor activity, RNA polymerase II-specific
Source: RefSeq, a predicted model, not a curated record